Drosophila rhopaloa is the source of this 6038-nucleotide messenger RNA. RefSeq lists its product as uncharacterized. The record is from RefSeq and is a predicted model, not a curated record. The coding region runs from base 787 to 3213 and encodes 808 amino acids. Gene Ontology annotation, biological process: nuclear-transcribed mRNA catabolic process, nonsense-mediated decay; deadenylation-dependent decapping of nuclear-transcribed mRNA. NCBI's taxonomy places the organism in Eukaryota, Metazoa, Arthropoda, Insecta, Diptera, Drosophilidae. Gene Ontology annotation, cellular component: cytoplasm; P-body. The transcript is spliced from 5 exons. Gene Ontology annotation, molecular function: RNA binding; manganese ion binding; 5'-(N(7)-methylguanosine 5'-triphospho)-[mRNA] hydrolase activity.
CAUACUAUUUCUAUACGCGACGCUGACAAGAAAGGAAAGCAAUUUUCCAAAGGUUUAAAAGCCCAUAACAUAGUGCAAAAUAGUAACUAAAUUUAAGUGCAACGUGUAAAUAUAUGCAAAACGGAUCGUGAUAAUUUCCCAAACGGCGGUUAAUUUGAUAUUGGAAAGUGCAAAGAAAAGUACGUGAACUGGGCAAGAAAAGAGAACUCAAUAAAGUGAGACAGUGUGCGUGCGAAGAGUUUUUCGUCUCCCUCGCACUAAAGUGGAGCGCACUCAAUUAUUUUGUGGAUGGAGUGGAACAACAACAACGACACAGCACCAAAAAUACAAGCAGCAAUAACACCAACAAUAAAUGCAGAAAAUGUUAAGGAAAUCACAAAGAGAGCGAAAAACGAGAGAACAAUAACGAAAGCGUUAGAAUAUAAUGCAAUCGAUGCAUUAAAUAGAGUACAAGUACAAAAAUUGCAUUGGAAAUUGAAAUUCGUGCGACAAAAGCGAACGAUUGCAGAAAUUUUCGAAACUUGGCAGCCAUAUUUACUACAAAAACAACGCCGUUGUAAAAAUACGUGACAAAACGCUUCCACGAACACACACGCACUCAGUCCUACACCCACACACUUUUGGCAUCACACACAUCAUCGCGUACUGAAAGAGUAAGAUAGAGUGAGAAAGGGAGACGCGAACGUGAAUUAACAAACAAACAAAAAUAUUUUGCGAAAAAGACAAACACAAAAAACCCAAUAAAGUGUAUUAUAUAAACAAACAGUGGGUCGAUAACGAAAUAUUAUGGAAAUUGCACCACUAAUCAAUAACGCCGUCGCUGUCGUCACAGCCUCUGCUGCAGUCGCUGCCUCUGCCAGCGUUAACGUCACCAGCAGCAAGGAGAAUGAUAACGUGUUUGCUUUUUUUCUAUUUCAAGUCAACAAUCUGGCGUUGCUCGCUUCGCUGACGUUACAAAAAGUGCUAAAUAUCAACAAUAACAAUAACCACCACAGCAGCAACAACAACAAUAACAACCAUAGCCACAGCAGCGAUAUCAGACAACACGAGCAACAAAAACAGCAGCAACCACAACGACGAAACCUCGAUAUUAAGAGCGAGAAUGAUGUAUUGAACCAUUUGUUAAAAACUGGAGCUGUUUUCACCAAAACCGCCACUCCCACAGCGCCCAUUGCCAUUGAGAGAAAGAAGCAGUCGCAGCAGCAGCAGAUACAUCAAUAUGCACAACAUCAGCAACAGCAGCAACAUAGCAGCGCACAGAAGCAACGCCUCAACUCAUCCAUAUCAUCGACCCAUUCAUCAACAUCAACGAACUCGUCCUACGGCAGCUCAUCCUCGGAAGAUGCUGCAGCCGCAUCUGCAACAUUGGCAGCAUCUGCCACACUAGCACCAUUAACACCAAGAACAAACACCGCAAAGGCGUCCAGCAUUAAAUUGCCAGAAAAAUCGAAAAUUCCGUCCGAUAUACUUGAUGAUCUGGCCAGUCGAUUUAUAAUCAAUGUACCGGACAUGGAGCUGAAUAAUCUAAUACGAAUGUGUUUUCAAAUCGAGCUGGCCCACUGGUUCUACUUGGAUUUCUUUUGUGCCCCCGAAACUGGUGAGGAUGGCGAGACCCUGAAGUGUAUCCAGCGAAAGCUACCGACGGUGGGCAUUAAGCAAUUUGCCAUGCAGUUGUUCCAACACAUUCCCUUCCUGAACAAACAUUUUGGCACCGUGGAUCAAAUCCUGGACGAGUGGAAGAACUACAAGCUGUCGGUGCCCACAUACGGAGCUAUUCUGGUUUCCGAGGACCACAAUCAAUGCUUGCUAGUCCAGUCCUUCUUUGCACGCAACUCCUGGGGAUUUCCCAAGGGCAAGAUUAACGAGAAUGAGGAUCCAGCACAUUGUGCCACGAGAGAGGUUUAUGAGGAGACCGGGUUCGACAUCACGGAUCUCAUUGAUGCCAACGACUACAUCGAGGCUUCUAUUAACUAUCAGUACACGCGACUGUACGUUGUGCGUAACGUACCGCUGGACACACCUUUUGCGCCACGCACCCGCAACGAGAUCAAGUGCUGCGACUGGUUCCGCAUCGAUUCGCUGCCGGUGAACAAGAACGAUGCCAUAUCGAAGGCCAAGUUAGGCAAGACCUCCAACUCCUUCUUCAUGAUCAUGCCGUUUGUGAAGCGCCUGAAGAAGUGGGUGAACGAUAGGAAAGCUGGAAUCGAGCCACGUCGCCGCAAAUGCUCCGAUCAGCAAUCUCCGAAAGCAGCCUCGCCCACAAACAUAAACGGAAGUUGCAAAAAGGACGCUGCAGGAGUGCGAAAUGAAUCGCGACGUCAGCGACAUAAGUCCAUGGGGGAUUUGGACGGUGUCAAGUUGAAUAAUCUCAAUGGCAGGGUGGCCUCUGGGCCAGGAGCGGUAUUAGCAGCACCCGCCUCAGCCACCAUGGCCAUCAACUCGAUGAACAUUUGCAAUAGCAAUGGGAAGCGCAAUAAACCAAAUGCGGCUGCGGGCAGCAAUCAAACAACGCCACUAACAACAGCAACGGCAGUGACGUCAAACGGAGCCGUCGGAGGCGGCACAAUGUCCUCAAAGCGUCAACUGUUCCAUAGCCAAAGUCAGAACGAUGCACAGCAGUCGGCAAGCAAUGAGAAGCAGAUUGUCAGCUCCUUUGAUUUAAUUCGCAAGGAGAAGCAGCUACAACUUAAGGCAGCUAAGGCGCAGAAGCAGCAAGAGCAGCAGCAACAGCGAUUACGCACCAAGUCCCAGAGUGAUAAGCAGUUCAAUCCACAGCAACCAGUAAGGAUCCUGGGGCAACAGCAGCCCACAACUGGCAUGGAUUUGAUAGCCAUGCUAUCGGCCGCGGCGGCAGCUCAAAAGGCACCAAAGAACGAGCAGCAAAUACAGCAACAGCAACAACGACCACGACCAGCUUCGGUGUCGCUGAACCUUGGAGCAGGCAGUGCCGCAGGACCCAACGCAACCGCUCCGGAAGCCCAGAACAUGCACACGCUGCAGCGAAUGGCGUCGGGCACAAAUUUGAGGAUUCUGAAGCGAGCACAGUCGCAGCAACCGCCGCAACAACAGCUGCAGCAACACCAGUUGCAACACCAACACCAGUUGCAACACCAACAGCAACAGCAGCAGUUGGGCGCUGACUUUACGCCCAAUUUUAAUUCGUGGACGAAUUUCUCUUUCACCAAGAACUUCAUAGCAAAUGUGUUUUGCUAAACUUUUAUUUUUGAGUCAAAUAACUUUCUUUCAAAAUUCUCAACUUAUGCAUUUUCCAGCGAAAGACCAGGUUACAGGAAACACCGAAUAGUUUAGCAGGCUUUGUGGAGUUGAACAACUCGCGCUUUUGGGAAAAAGAUUCUUUGGAGACUUACCAGAAAAUGAAAGCAUGCCAAUUGCAUUUAACAAGUUCAUUUGUUAUAAAACUAACACUACAACUACCAACACUAUAGACAACUAAUCAUGUCUAGUCCUAGGCUUUGGAGACUAUGUAUUAAAGUAAAGUUUCCCGAUCUCUAAACUGGAGAUUAAACUUUUCCCCGCAUAUUCUACAUUAGGAAACUGCGACCACACUCAAACUGAAAACUUGAAUGCGAUCAAUUGUAUAAGUCAUUUUUAAUACAAAAAACAACAAAAUUUGCAUACCAAAAAAAAAGAAUCAAAAAACGAGAGUCUUCCGCUCAGCACAUGUAAAGUAAUAUUUUGUAAAAACACUACAAUCGCUGUUCGACUUUAAGAUCCAAGUGAGAACAAACAGAUUGAGUAUAAUUAUGUUAGAAUCCUUCCUGUAUAAGCUAAAAGUGUUUAUUGUGAGCCAAGUGAACCAAGCCUACUUCGAGCCGAGUGCUCGCCGUUUGAACGUAUUUUUAGAUACAACCCACAAACUUAAUCUAACUUAACUAAAGCGUAGCUUUAACAAGCCCCGGGUACAGAUCGUUUUGCUUUAAUUUCAAAGUCUACUGUUGACUUUUUGUAAGGGCAACAAAACGCUUCUGCGGAGCGAAAUUAUAACACUUAAUAUUUCUGGGCCGUAUUACUUACUGCCCGCCCCACCUACGAAUGAUAGACGAGAGAAAUGUGUAAGAAAAAAUACAAAUAAUAACAAUGUAAAUAAUUAAAUUGUGAUAUAGUAUUUCUUAGCACAAUUGUGAUCUUAACAAACGGCUGGCAACUACAAAAAAUUUUAUAAGUGAACCACAAUACCAUUUUAAUCAAUCAAAAAAUGCCCUGCACACCAACCGUUCAAAAUUAAGACCCACUUUCCAACAAUCAGGGGCAAUAACAGGCAUAUCUAGGCAGAAAAUGUUUCGUCAAUAUUUUUUUGACAACUUGGGAAUGCCAAGAUUAAAAUGUUAAAACAAAACAUUUAACGAAUUUAAAUUAGUUUUAAAUUGAAUGCUUAAAACGUUUUCAAUCAUGAUAAAUUUGUAUGAUAUACACGAACUAAGGUAAAAGUAUUCGAGCGAUUUGUAAUUUUAUGAAAACCAGAAGAGAAGUAUAUUUUUGUGAGCCAAUAGUGCGUAAGAAAGAGGAGAAGCCUUUUAAAAAAUGUUAAGUCUUUUGAUAAAUAUGCGUAGUUGGUUAAGGUUUUCUACCAAACCAAGUUUCCUAAAAUUCGUAACCAUGUCGCGACAUGUUAACUAAUUCCUCCAUCAUGCGUAGUCUCCAAUGUGUGAAACAGUUGCCUAUUUAGCGUAUAUCUUUAGACUAAGCAAUGAUCUGCAAUGUCUCCAAGGUCGUAAUCCCAGAGUCUAUAAGUUUACAGCAGCGAAAAUGAAAAGAAGUUCCCUGUAAUUCGGUCUUUGGUGUAUAAUUCGGUACUAGUUCUUUAAUCUUAACCAAAAAACAGUAAGAAAUUUGCAUUUGCUUUAAAUCUUUUACCAUUGACUUUUAAAGCUUUUUGAAAAGCCAUAUUAAUUUGUAUUUUAUAUGUUAACACAUGCUGCAAAUUUGUUUUAAACAUUUCUCUUUUAAUUUGGAUUUGGAUUAUAUUUAAUUUUUACUAAAAAAUGUAUAGUUUAAAUUUUUAUUUUUUGGAAACUCAGCUAAAUACGUUUCCAGCCGCCUUAGGACAAAUGCCUGAUGAAAUUGUCAACAAUUUCGAUUUAUUUUGAUGUGUUACCUUCCUUCCUAGUACAAAACAUAAUCUUAAUUUCUUUGGACAUUUGUCUGGGCCAUGCAAGAAAAAAACUUAUCAAUCAAGCGAUGAAUAUCAAAAUACACACAAGAACAACAUCGUUUACUCUGCUUGAAAACUACAAGAAUCCCAAAAAUUAAAUAUUGUAAAGUUUUGUUGUGAAAAAGAAUCAUAAACAAAAGCAAAGUGAAACAUUUAAAUUAAAAACCCUAAAUUCUUUCAAAACCUACAAUAAUUCUGAUUUGAAAAACUGCAAUCUUGUUUAAAUUCGUCCCAAUCCCCAAAACCAUAUAAUUUUCUUUAGUUUUUUUUUUGUUAAAAUUCAUAGACGUAGCUAUAAUUAACUUUAAUAAAGGGCUCCUGAAUCAACAACCGGAAACAUUAAGUUAAUUUAAGUGAACGUUCGGUGCGUGAGGACUUGAUAUAUUAAAAUCUUGCCAACACCUGAAAGUCUGCACCGCCCAACGAUCUGAGUGAUCCAAAUACUCGCUCCAAGCUAAAUUUGCGAUGCAUUUUAACCAUUGUAUCCAAAAACAAAAACGCAAAACAAAUCUGUAAACACGUCCAAAACAUAAACUGAGGUCGUGAGUACACUAGAAUAGAUUUCGUGAAAACAAAAUGAAUCCAAAUAAAAAUACGACCGAAACAAUCAAGUAUUCAAAAUUAUUAGGCGAGUGAUUCUAUUCUUGUGUAAGCAUCUCCUUCAAAACCAUACGAUAUCAAAAAUACAAUUUUGUAGAAAUUAAUGCCAAAACAACCAAAUACGAAAAACAAAGUUAACUCUCAAAUCAAGAAUAUUUGUAAAGUAAAAGAUUAUCAAAUAACUAAUUUGUGGCAAUAUAUAUUUCCUAUAUUUUUUCCCCCAAAAUUCCGGCAAUAAAUUGAUGUACCAAGUUUUAAAAAAUUA